Messenger RNA from Teleopsis dalmanni, 1619 nucleotides. RefSeq lists its product as uncharacterized. Lineage: Eukaryota; Metazoa; Arthropoda; Insecta; Diptera; Diopsidae. The record is from RefSeq and is a predicted model, not a curated record. Bases 497 to 1504 code for a protein of 335 amino acids. The transcript is spliced from 5 exons.
UAGUUUCAAAAUAUACUAAAAAAAAAUUUGAAAAUAUAUAAAAAUAGCAAAAUUUAUUGUAAAUUUAUAGUGGAGAUUCCUAAUCAACUAUAACUGGCGUAAGUCAUUCCUUGCCUCAUACAAUUCCUUGUUAAUAUUCCUCGCCGAGGGUCCCAUAGCCACGAGCUCCUAGAUAAAUAAAUCUGUGAACCAGGGUACUUACACCUAAAAGUACUUGAGCAAAAUUACCUCCGGUUGAGAAUCACAUACGGGUAUAUUUACUAUUAACUACAUCGAAGCAUCAUGAACUGAAUGUGCUCAAAAGUCAAGACCUUGAAAUUACUACUAGCAAUUCUUAUCCCACAGUGACUCUUACGAACUCACAUUCCAUUUUUCAAACUAUAAUGUUCCUUGUAUAUUUCUAAAAAUUGGAACACAGUUAUCCCAAUUUUAAAACAACUUUUUGGAAUAGACGGGUGUAUAAAAAUUUUUCGUCUUAUAGAGGUCUCAAAGCAAAAUGUCUCGUAAAAUUUUAAAUUGUUUGCAAAAACUUAUGCGAUCGUUUUCAAAGAAUCACUCAAAUAUUCCAAAGGUUGAAAUUGUGGAAAAACGAAAAAUUGUUGAUAAUGAAGACAUUGUGAAAUCGUACAAUAAACCGGGUGAAGCAGGUAUAUGUAAUUUUAGUACACUUAAUGGUUUUAAGACUUACAACUGGUAUAUCCCAUAUGAGCAUAACACUAGAAUGGAUGAGGAAUACUCAUCAGAAGUGAAUUUGAAAAACAAUUACCUUAGCCCGUAUGCAGUAUAUAAGAAUAAAGUGAAUGAUAAACCCACAAGAAAACAUGAAUUAAAGCAACCCACAUCAAAUAUUGUGAAUAGUUAUUAUGAAAUCAUUCGUCAAAAGAAAAAUGCCUUAAUACCAACUGAUCGCAAAACGAAACAAAAUAAAAACUCAUUAUCGGCAUCAAUUGCUAGUUACUCGGAUAACUAUAAUAAUAAAAUACAGUCUUCCCACCGAAAAAAAGAUACUUACUUUACAAAUACACCGACUUUAAAGUUCACAUCGACACAUGUGAAAAGAAGUUCUGAGGUAUCACGUCUAGAUGACGUACAUAAUGAAAUUCUAAUACCGAAAAAAGAGUAUAUAAAGAGCUUACAUGACGUUGUUGAGGAAAAUGGUCUGAAAUGGGUGGUGAAUAUGGAAAACUCAGACCAAUACUUGAAAUUUAAGUCACCAACGUGUUAUGGAGAAAUCAAAAGUCAAAUAUCUGACUUUGUGAAUUACAAAGAUGUCAGACGUUCCACUACAACUACUGACAUUACAAACGAGAGCUUGCCAACAACGCUUCAAAAGGAAACUAAGAAGGGUGAAACUGUAAAAGGAUAUAAAUCAAAUAUGGAUUAUAAGUCAUCCUCCAACUCUUUUGAAGCUAUCGAGUCAUCAAUACCAGCAAAUAGAAAUACUCAGCAAAAACUUGAUUUUUCGGACAUGACUGACUGGUAUAACUUUACGUGGUCUAUCUAAUCCAAAAUCGAUCGUCUUACAACUUUUUCUUGAGGAAUGAAUGAUUUCUUCGAAUUUAUUUUCAUUAAUGUUGAUGAAUACUUAAAUAGGAAUAAAAAAUGCUAUUAUUAACAAA